AUGUACCAUCCGACGUCACUCUACUAUUCAGCUACACCACCUUGCUGCACUGAAAACAACAGUUGCAUUGAUUUCGGAAUUUAUGGAAUUGAACAGAAUGACUGCUAUUUGGAUUUGAACUGUAUUGAGCCAUCGUUGGUACCUGAAGAAGAGCAAACAUAUGUCUGUGCCACUGCUGCAUGUAACAAUGUUAUUACAACAACGAGUAAUACUAACGAAACAGUAGUGACAGACACUACGAAUCAGGUGACCAGCCGGACUUCACGUCGGACGAUCAGGAAAAAGCGCCCAAAAAAGGAUCCAAAUGAACCUCAAAAGCCUGUUUCAGCAUAUGCUUUAUUUUUCCGUGAUACACAGGCUACCAUAAAAGGAAGGAGUCCAAAUGCUAGUUUUGGAGAAGUCUCGAAAAUUGUAGCAUCAAUGUGGGAUUCGUUAGAUUACCAUGCAAAGAGCCUGUACAAACAGAGGACAGAAAUGGCUAAAAAGGAUUACUUAAAAAAGCUUGCUGCUUAUCGUGCUCAGCAAAUAUCACAGAAUGAAACAGUUGGACCGGUACCGGAACCAGAAAAAGAAGAACUACCAGCAAUGGAAAUAAUGAAUUCUGCAAAUUCAUCAAGUGAAAAGCAAGAAGUAUCUACUGCAAUAGGUGAAAUGACUCUAGCAAAUUUAAUAGCUCGUCCACCCUCAACAAACUUUGCAUCGUUUUAUCUCCAUCACCGUUCACGAAAAUGGAAUCCAAAAUUUUCGUUUGAAUCAAAAAACGGAAAAGAACAUCAUUGGCAAAAUAUAAUGAGGUAUCGAAACAGUGGAUCGCGAGAGUGA
This is a messenger RNA of Brugia malayi, 822 nucleotides long. RefSeq names its product HMG box family protein. Gene Ontology annotation, molecular function: chromatin DNA binding. The transcript has 5 exons. The record is from RefSeq and is a predicted model, not a curated record. Gene Ontology annotation, biological process: regulation of transcription by RNA polymerase II. The coding region runs from base 1 to 822 and encodes 273 amino acids. Lineage: Eukaryota; Metazoa; Nematoda; Chromadorea; Rhabditida; Onchocercidae. Gene Ontology annotation, cellular component: nucleus.